ACGGCAUCAUGGAAGUCCUGGACCCAAGCGUCUCUAGGGAUGAUCAGCCGUUAUGUAUCAACGAUUCUCUGGAACGAGAAUAUCUGGAAGAGCCAAAUUACAUAAUUGAAGGUCUUGCCAUUCUCUUUCAAGAUUAUUCAUAAUUAACACAUCGCAGAUUCCGGCAGAUACUACAUCAUGCAUCAAAGCGCGUCACACACUCGGUUUUCUGGGCUUUCUUGGCUUUGCUCUUGUAUAUGCUAUGAGGGUAAAUUUAUCAGUAGCCAUCGUCUCUAUGGUUAAUCAGACUGCAAUACCACAUGCUGAAGAUAAUGAUACUAGCGACGUUUGUCCUAAAACUAAACCGAUAAACGGGACUUUCAUACCGAGCGCGGGAGAAUUUGCCUGGGAUGAAAAGACUCAAGGUAUCAUAUUAGGUGCAUUCUUUCUUGGCUAUGUAACUACAAAUGUUCCGGGUGGUAGGAUGGCUGAGAAAAUGGGUGGCAAAUUAAUUUAUGGUCUGGGAGUGUUUCUGACUGCUGUUCUAACCGUGAUAAGUCCCUUCGCUGCGUAUUGGGGUUUGGUUCCAUUUUUGGUUGUACGAGUCGCAGAAGGAUUUACCGAGGGGGUAACGUUUCCUGCGAUGCACAGUAUGUUGGCACAUUGGGUACCUCCAUUAGAAAGAAGUAAAUUUGCUGCUCUGGUAUAUGCAGGUGCGAAUUUCGGAACUGUCAUCUCAUUACCAGUGAGUGGUUGGCUAUGUUCCUUAGAAUUAUGGGGUGGUUGGCCCCUUGCAUUUUAUCUGUUCGGUGGUCUUGGUCUCAUGUGGUAUGUGUUCUGGUUGAUAUUCAUAUAUGACACUCCUUCGCAACACACGAACAUUGAUCCUUCUGAAAAAGCGUAUAUUGAAGCUAGCGUCGAGAAAAAAGACGAUAACGAUGAUACGGGAGUACCUUGGUUGUCCGUCUUCACCUCUUUACCUAUAUGGGCCAUUGCUAUUACGCAGUGCGGUCAGUCCUGGGCCUUCUACACUCUUCUGACCGAGCUGCCGACGUAUAUGGAUAAAAUUUUGCAUCUGAACGUACAACAGAACGCAUUUCUUUCGGCGUUACCUUAUUUGAGCGCUUGGCUAGUGGGUCUUUGUAUCUCGAGUUUCGCGGAUGCACUCCUAGCUCGUCGUCUGAUCUCACCUCUGGCCUCGUUCAAACUAUGGAACACGGUGGCUUCGUUGGGACCCAGUCUCAGUUUCGUCGGUGCUAUCUGGGCCGGAUGCGAUCGUAUGACAGUGAUGUUGAUGCUUGCCGGAUUGGGCUCUCUUCAGGGUGCGGUGUAUGCUGGAAAUCAGAUGAAUCACAUCGCAUUAGCACCACGUUAUGCGGGUACCUUGUAUGGAUUAACAAAUGCUGCGGCAAACGCGUGUGGUUUCUUGGCACCAUAUGUUAUCGGCAGUAUAGUAGAGGGACAUGAAACUCUCGCACGUUGGCAUACAGUUUUCUGGAUGGCAGCGGGAAUAAAUAUGGCUACGAAUUGCUUCUAUUUGAUGUUUGCAUCCGCCACUGAACAGCCAUGGAGUAAAGGCAGUUGAUGACAAUGUCGCAUUAGAAAUGCGAUAUUAAGCGUGGAAAAUAAUAUAUUUUUCAAUCACGUUGCACAUAGCACAUUUUAAUUUGUUAUAGUUGUAUCGUAUUUAUCGUUGAACGUGCAAUGACAAAUGAAUCAAAUUUCGGUAUUAUCAACUUUAUUGCAACAUGUGGUACACAAAGGAGAUAGACGUCAUCGACUGGCGUUCACGUCAGAUAAUUGGGAUUGAUUAACAUAUUUUUUCACCUCCCCAUUUUGCUUCAUUUUAUUAAUCCAGUUAUAUCUUGUCUGAAUACAUAAAAAGUUCUGUAAUUCCAUGAAGAAAUUAAGUAAGUAAUAACGCUAAUACUGACAUUACUGACAUAAUACUGACAUUAUAAGAUGUUCUCAGUGCAAAAAUGGUAGAAAAAAUGAUGUACAUAAUAAAUCGAGAACAGAGAGUAAAA
Molecule: messenger RNA, 2006 nt
Organism: Atta colombica
Lineage: Eukaryota; Metazoa; Arthropoda; Insecta; Hymenoptera; Formicidae
Gene: MFS10
Product: sialin
Exons: 9
Coding region: 242-1564 (440 amino acids)
Biological process (GO): transmembrane transport; monoatomic anion transport
Molecular function (GO): transmembrane transporter activity
Source: RefSeq, a predicted model, not a curated record